This is a messenger RNA of Populus euphratica (Euphrates poplar), 6498 nucleotides long. Lineage: Eukaryota; Viridiplantae; Streptophyta; Magnoliopsida; Malpighiales; Salicaceae. The record is from RefSeq and is a predicted model, not a curated record.
AUGGAAAAAACCAAUACUAUUGAGGAAUUUUUGACCAGAUCAGAAUUGAGCCAACAUGAUGAAGGGGAUUGUUUGCCAUCAGAAUUCGAGCCUCAAUUACCGGCACAGGUUAAAUUAGAUGACAGACCACUUGGUACAGGACAACUACUGAACUGUUGGGAAAUGUUAUCUAUUCAUGAUCAGGUCAAUUUUCAGAAACAAUAUGGGGACUUGGCACAUUUACUGAAAAUUAGGGUCCAACAUGCCUGUUUUCAAGCCAUGAUAGGUUUUUGGGAUCCAGAAUAUCGGUGUUUCACUUUUGAUACUGUGGAUAUGACUCCUACUAUCGAGGAGUAUGGAUCUUUGCUAAAUUGUCCCAAGUCAGAAAAGGUGUACUUUUACACACCUAUAGAGCAUGCACUUUCUAACUUUGCUUGGAUUACCCAGAUAGACUGUCAACUAGCAAAAUCACAUGCAACUAAACGAGGAAACAACCAGGGUUGGUUUUGGAAUGAGCUAGAAGCCAUAUUCAAGAGGAGACUACAUGAUGAAAGCAAUGAAAUUCGAUUGAGAAUUUUGGCGUUGGGCAUAUAUGGUUUGGUUCUUUUCCCAUCUGCCGAGGGAAUGAUCGAUUUUGAGGCUGUUAAUGUAUUUAAAAAUGUGGUGACCCUCAAAAUUAAUCCUGCUACAGCAAUAUUGGCAGAAACUCUCUCAUCUUUGAAUUAUUGUAGAAAAGCCGGAAAAGGUCGUUUAAGAUGUUGCUUGCAGCUUUUGUUUGUUUGGACUGUGAGUCACAUGAUUGAGGGGAAGAUCUCAGGUUUGGUUGGUACCCCAUGGCAUCUUUAUUCUAAAUUGGAGAAUUUUGCUGAAAAACAUUUGCAUGAAGUAGGAAGAACUACAUGGGAAUCAAUGUUUCUGAGUUUGAGUAAAUCUCAAUUUCAUUGGAGGAGUCGAUAUUCUUACUUCAAAUCUUAUCUAGCAUAUUGUGGUGAGUACCCAUGGGUCCCGUUGAUAGGAGCCCGCUGCUGUAUUAGUUAUUGUCCUAACAUGGUUUUACGACAGUUUGGAUUUGAGCAGUUUAUUCCAAGAACUACCGAGCUGGCAACAUUCUAUGAAGAUUUCAAGACCUCAAAGAAAUUAUUAGAGUCAGUGAAAAAGGCAUGGAAGCAUCCUGGUAGGGUUACUUCUGUUAAUAGGGUAGAAGGAAAAACAACUAAAGGAUAUCCAAUAUGGCAGAAGAAGAGAGGGAAAGGGUACAAAGUUCCUCCAUUUGAAGGGCCAUCUAGGUCUGUGAUUCAGUCUGCUGAAGACAUACAUGAAGAGGUUCGUGCUCAACAAGAAUCUUACAACCUAGAUUUGAAUUCUGAAGUAGAAGAGUUAACGGCUAAAAAAAGAAAGUUAGCAUCUAAUCUAGCCAUCCGAGAAAAAGCAUUGGCUAUCACGAAACAGGAAAAGGAUGACUUGUCAACUCAGCUACAACAUCAACAACUUGAGUUCCAGCGACUACAAGAAAAAUAUGCACUUCUGUCAGAAGAUAAGAGGAAGCAAGAUGUCAACGUGAAGAGAUGCGUUAAAAGAGCAUCAAAAUCUGAGGAAAUAGCAUUAAAGUUGGAAGAGGCAAAUAAAUCACUUCAGGAACAGUGUCAAAAUCAAGAUGCAGUGAUUGCCAAUUUAGAUGAGCAGGUGAACCAUUUGCUUUCCAUUAAGCAAACCUUAUCAUCAGAAAAAGAAAAUGCAGAAAAAGAAGCAGAAUGUUGGGCUUCUGAAGCUAUGCGCUAUCAUGUACAAGCAGAUGAUGCCAAGAAUUAUGCUUCAGGAUUAAGAAGCAUGGCCCAACAAAUAGCAGAUGGUGAACCAAUGACUAGAAAUGAAUUCCAUCAGUUUUUUGGGCUAAUCAGAGAUGGGAUUAAUGAGAUAGCAGCAUAUGACGGCCCAAGUCUACUCGAGCAGGCCCUAGUAUCCAAGUCUGGAGAAGAUACCUCUACUCAGCCAACGGUUGCAACUCCAGCUAUAUCUACUCCAGUAGCUCCUUUCGUGUUCACUUCCCAAAAUCUAGGAGCAAAUCCUUCUUCAUCUGAACAGCAGUUCACUGCCAAUGUUCCACCAGCACAAGUGCCGAUCAUAAACUUGACAGCUGAUGACUCACAUAAGAUGAGAUACUCUAAACCUGUUGAUUAUGACAAACUGACCGCUCUAGAAGAAAGAUUGAGAGCAGUCGAAGGGGCAGACUUAUAUGAUCCUGUUCAUGCUGCAGAGAUGUGUUUAGUCCCAAAUGUAGCUAUACCCAAAGAAUUUAGGGUACCAGAAUUUAUCAAGAUAGAACAAGCAAUAAGAAUGGGGAGAAUGUUAGAGCCUACUGAGAAGAAAGGCUUUAUCGGGAAAAAGAAGGAGCCUGAGGUGAACAAUAUGGAAGGAGGGUACAAGGGUAAGAAGAAAAAUUACCAUCACUAUAACUUCCAAAUACCUACCCAACAAGUUGCAAAUUUGUUGAGUAUUGGGCAAGUGGCCCCUGUUCCUUUAACCCCACUACAACCUCCAUACCCAAAUUGGUAUAAGCCUGAUAUGACAUGUGAAUAUCAUGCUGGCAUUGCUGGGCAUAACAUUGAAAGCUGCAAUGCAUUCAAAAACAAGCUCCUUCAAUUGAUAAAAGCUGGAUGGAUAACUUUUGAUGAUGCACCGAAUAUGAAUUCCAACCCUUUACCCAAUCAUGCUACAAGUAGUGGAGGGGUGAAUGCUAUCGGAGUAGAAGGUAAGAAGGAAAGAACUUUGAAGGUUUCCAUGGAAAAACUGUACGGUAUGAUGGUACAGUCUGGAUAUUUAUCCGAGUUUGAACCAGUAAUGAAUGGAAAUAAUUACUGUAAGUUUCAUGCCAAGGUGGGACAUCACAUUGAUGAUUGCGAAGAAUUUCACCAAAGAGUGAAAAGGAUGUUGAUUUUCGGCAUGAUACGGAUAGAAAGUGAAGAAGAAAGCAGUGAAGUGGGGAUGAUAGGCGGCCAGGAGAAAAAAAGAGAGGUUUGUAGACUCCAACCAACUUUGGGUGGUCCGCCAAAACUAAUCCUAAUCAAGCCUGUAUGUACCAAUAAUGGAAGUUAUGGCACAAUGCCUUACAAUUAUGGGUAUGCUUUCAAUGUUAAAAAUCCUACUCCUGUCUUCCAUACAGAAAUCGGUGGUUUAACUCGAAGUGGUCGAUGUUUUACACCAGAAGAAUUAGAGAGGCAGAGGAAAGCUAAAGGAAAAGAAACAGUUGAGGCUUUUAAAGAUAUGGAAGUGAACAAACCCAUAAGUGAAGAGGAGUCUAAUGAAUUUCUGAAGUUGAUAAAGCAUAGUGAGUAUAGUAUAGUAGAUCAGUUGAAGAAAACUCCUGCUAGAAUCUCUUUAAUGUCACUUAUCUUGAGUUCUGAGUUACACCGUAAAGCGUUGCAAAAGGUGUUGAAUGAAGCAUAUGUGCCACAGGAUAUUACUCAGGAUACAAUGGAGCAUUUGGUGGGAAGAAUUCAAGCCUCUAAUUACUUAUAUUUUACUGAAGAUGAGCUAGACCCGGAAGGGACUGGGCAUAACAAGCCCUUCUUUGAAUGUGCUACCAAGGUAUAUGUGGCGGUCCCUUAUAUUGAAGCAGAAGAUUGCAAAGAUGGAGAUCUCCAUGCCUUCGAGAUUGUGAACACCGAAUGGGUACCGGAGAAUACUGUGUUAAGAAGACCAGCUAUUUCUAGUACUGCUAGAAUGAUAGCUAAAUGCUUUUUAAAACAUGGGCUGCCAUUCCAGAAUGAUCUAAUUGCUGGAAAUAGUAAAAGAGUUAACAUGAUGAAAAUUAAGACCGUUGAUCAGAGGUUUGGGCUUGGCUUCAAGCCUAAGAAAGAUGAUCAUAAGAGAGCUGCUAGGAUAAAGCGAGAGAGAAGGUUGGCCAGAAUAGAAGGAAGAAAGCCAGAGGAAGAAGACAUUGCAAUCCCACCUAUCCAUGUUUCUUUUCCAAAGUCAGCAUAUGUGAUGAAACCUGAAAACAUGAUGGAAGUCUUGGGACAGAAACUUGCUGUCAUGGAUAUCAACAAUGUAGAAGAAGGUAAAGAGAAAGGCUGGAACUGUGAUGAUGAGCCAAUAAUAAUAAAAGAAGAUGAAUUGUUACCACAGUUAACUGUCCAUGCUCUAGAAGAAGCUCCAACCAACGCUUUUGUGCGAAAGCUUUCAGUUGAAGAAGUAUUCCAGAAUUGGGAGAUUGAAGAAGCCCCAAUUUCAGAGCAUGCUUGGAAACCUGCGAAGGAAGAACUAGAGGUGAUAAAUGUAGGCACCGAGCAAGAUAAAAGAGAGUUAAAGAUUGGAACUCUGAUCACUACAGAAGAAAGAUGCAGUUUAACCUCAUUACUACAAGAGUAUAUCGAUGUGUUUGCCUGGUCUUAUACAGAUAUGCCUGGUUUAGACAUUGAUAUUGUAGUACACAGAUUACCUUUGAUAGAAGGAUGUAAACCUGUUAAGCAGAAAUUAAGAAGAACUCGCCCAGAUAUUGUGCUCAAAGUCAAGGCAGAGAUAGAGAAGCAGUGGGAUGCCGGUUUUCUAGAAGUUAUUAAAUACCCUCAAUGGGUAUCUAAUAUAGUGAUGGUACCAAAAAAAGAUAACAAAAUCAGAGUAUGUGUAGAUUUCAGGGAUCUAAACAAAGCCAGUCCGAAGGAUGAUUUUCCUUUGCCUCACAUAGAUGUCUUGGUAGACAAUGCUGCUAGGAGUUCAACUUACUCCUUUAUGGAUGGAUUUUCUGGUUAUAACCAGAUUAAAAUGGCUGAAGAGGAUAAAGAGAAGACCACUUUUGUCACACCAUGGGGAACAUUCUGCUACAAAGUGAUGCCAUUUGGGUUGAAGAAUGCUGGAGCCACGUAUCAAAGGGCAAUAGUGACACUUUUCCAUGAUAUGAUGCAUAAAGAGAUUGAAGUGUAUGUGGAUGAUAUGAUUGCCAAGUCUAAGAAUGAAGAAGAUCAUGUUCAGGUUCUAAGAAAAUUAUUUGAAAGACUAAGAAAGUAUCAGUUGAAGCUGAAUCCUUCAAAAUGCUCGUUUGGGGUAAAGUCUGGAAAGUUGCUAGGAUUUGUGAUAAGCAAUAAAGGAAUAGAGGUCGAUCCUGAUAAAGUGAAAGCAAUUCAGGCUAUGACGGUUCCUAAGACCGAGAAAGAAGUAAGAGGUUUCUUAGGACGUUUGAAUUACAUUGCUCGAUUCAUAUCUCAGUUAACAACAACAUGUGAGCCAAUUUUUCGAUUACUUCGGAAAAAGAACCCUGGUAUAUGGGACAAAGAUUGUCAAGAGGCUUUUGAUAAAAUAAAGCAAUACUUACAGAAUCCACCUUUACUCGUGCCCCCUGUGCCUGGAAGACCUUUGAUCUUGUAUUUGACAGUAACUGAGGUAGCAAUGGGCUGUGUGUUGGGACAACAUGAUGAGUCUGGAAGAAAGGAGCAAGCUAUCUAUUAUCUGAGUAAGAAGUUUACAGAUUGUGAAUCCAGAUAUACUGUGACUGAGAAGCUAUGUUGUGCUCUUGUAUGGAGUACGAAGCGUCUUCGACAAUAUAUGUUGUAUUAUACCACCUGGUUGAUCUCAAAAAUGGAUCCUCUUAAAUACAUCUUUGAGAAACCCUACUUGUCAAGUCGAAUAGCAAGAUGGCAAGUGAUGUUGGCUGAGUAUGACAUUGUAUACAAGACAAGAAAAUCUGUAAAAGGAAGUGUAAUUGUUGAUCAUCUAGCAGAUAAUGCUAUCAAUGACUAUGAGCCUUUGAAAUUUGACUUCCCGGAUGAGGAUGUGUUGAUAGUAGAAGAGGACAAGGAAAAGAAUGAUUGGUGGAUCAUGUAUUUUGAUGGGGCAGUGAAUGUUUCUGGUAAUGGAGCAGGCGCUGUGAUAAUCUCACCUGACAAGAAGCAAUAUCCCGUCUCAGUCAAACUACAAUUUGAAUGCACUAACAAUACUGCUGAAUAUGAGGCUUGUAUCCUUGGAUUAGAAGCUGCUUUGGAGAUGAAAAUAAAGAAGCUUGAUGUCUAUGGGGAUUCAAUGUUAAUAAUCUGUCAAGUGAAAGGUGAAUGGCAGACCAAGGAGGAAAAAUUGAUACCAUAUCAACAAUAUCUCUCGAAACUGACUGAGGGCUUUGAUGAGAUAGAUUUUACCCACAUGGGAAGAGACAAAAACCAGUUUGCUGAUGCUUUGGCAACCUUAGCUUCUAUGGCCAAAACUGAUUACGGAGUAAGAGUACAACCAAUCUGCAUUGAGAUUAGAAAUUUUCCAGCUCAUUGUUGUUCAGUUGAAGGAGAAAUAGAUGGGAACCCAUGGUUUUAUGACAUCAAGCAGUUUAUCCAAUAUCAAGAGUAUCCCUUGGGGGCAUCCAAAGCAGAUAUGAAGACCUUGAGAAGGUUAGCUCUAGAAUUUUACCUGGAUGGAGAAAUUCUAUACAAAAGGUCAUUCAAUUUCAAUGGGACUUUACUAAGAUGUUUAGAUGAAAUCGAAGCUAAGGUAGCAUUGCAAGAAAUUCAUGAAGGAAUUUGUGCAACUCAUGCAAGUGGG